CCAAAGUGCUGACAUUACAGGUGUGAGUCACCGCACCUGGCCGGUUUUGUUUUAAUCGUUUUUAAUGUCUCUCUCAAAACAAGAAAAGAAAAAAGAACAAAAAAUUACUGUUUUACUUCUCAGAUUCAUCUGAUCUUCGUACACUACAGCAAGAAAAGACUUAAUCAAGUACAUUUUAAUAAUUUGAUGUCAUCAUUGCAAGGAAACCAUUCAGUAAGUGUAUUAGUAACCAGACAUACAAUUUUCUAGCCUGAAUGAGAAAUUAGUUACAUGGAGUACAGAAAGGAAACCACCCCAGUUAUCCUCAUUGUGACCAUCAUUAGUAUUACCCACAAGGCAUAAAAAGUCCUAAAAUGACAAGCACGGUGGCAACAUCACCUUUGCAGCUUCAAGCAGAGUGAAGUUGACAACAGUUCCACCUUGGCAAUUGUGUAUAAAACGACAAUGUGCAGAUACAGAAAAUCAGAGUCCCAGGUCAGAAGCCACCUAGAAACGAUGAUCCCAGGACAGAAGUGUGCCCAAAUUUCCCAGGGUAGGUCAUUUUAAAAGGAGCAAUGUUUACAAGACCUUUCUAGCGUAAAAAACAGAGAAAACAGACACAGCUCUUUCCACUCAAUCUGCUGGAGCGCCCUUUCGUUUUCAGUUUGGCGAGAGGGAGGCAUGUGGUCUCUCGCCCCUUUUCCUGACGCUGAGAAUGUGGCCGGAGCCUGGGCGCUCCUGCUCGGCCUCGCCGCCCUCCCGGGGCUGUCCUGGGCCCUCCGGCCGCCGCCUCCCGCUCCAGUUCGCAGCUGGGCAACAAGUGGCUGGGUGUAACCAUGUCGCCAUUUCUUCGGAUUGGCUUGUCCAACUUUGACUGCGGGUCCUGCCAGUCUUGUCAGGGCGAGGCUGUCAACCCUUACUGUGCUGUGCUCGUCAAAGAGUAUGUCGAAUCAGAGAAUGGGCAGAUGUAUAUCCAGAAAAAGCCUACCAUGUACCCACCCUGGGACAGCACUUUUGAUGCCCACAUCAACAAGGGAAGAGUCAUGCAGAUCAUUGUGAAAGGCAAAAACGUGGACCUCAUCUCUGAAACCACUGUGGAGCUCUACUCGCUGGCUGAGAGGUGCAGGAAGAACAACGGGAAGACAGAAAUAUGGUUAGAGCUGAAACCUCAAGGCCGAAUGCUAAUGAAUGCAAGAUACUUUCUGGAAAUGAGUGACACAAAGGACAUGAGUGAAUUUGAGACGGAAGGCUUCUUUGCUUUGCAUCAGCGCCGGGGUGCCAUCAAGCAGGCAAAGGUCCACCACGUCAAGUGCCAUGAGUUCACCGCCACCUUCUUCCCACAGCCCACGUUUUGCUCUGUCUGCCACGAGUUUGUCUGGGGCCUGAACAAACAGGGCUACCAGUGCCGACAAUGCAAUGCAGCAAUUCACAAGAAGUGUAUUGAUAAAGUUAUAGCAAAGUGCACAGGAUCAGCUAUCAAUAGCCGAGAAACCAUGUUCCACAAGGAGAGAUUCAAAAUUGACAUGCCACACAGAUUUAAAGUCUACAAUUACAAGAGCCCGACCUUCUGUGAGCACUGUGGGACCCUGCUGUGGGGACUGGCACGGCAAGGGCUCAAGUGUGAUGCAUGUGGCAUGAAUGUACAUCACAGAUGCCAGACGAAGGUGGCCAACCUUUGUGGCAUAAACCAGAAGCUAAUGGCUGAAGCGCUGGCCAUGAUUGAGAGCACUCAACAGGCUCGCUGCUUGAGAGAUACUGAACAGAUCUUCAGAGAAGGUCCGGUUGAAAUUGGUCUCCCAUGCUCCACCAAAAAUGAAGCAAGGCCACCAUGUUUACCGACACCAGGAAAACGAGAGCCUCAGGGCAUCUCCUGGGAGUCUCCGUUGGAUGAGGUGGAUAAAAUGUGCCAUCUUCCGGAACCUGAACUGAACAAAGAAAGACCAUCUCUGCAGAUGAAACUAAAAAUUGAGGAUUUUAUCUUGCAUAAAAUGUUGGGCAAAGGCAGUUUUGGCAAGGUCUUCCUGGCAGAAUUCAAGAAAACCAAUCAAUUUUUCGCCAUAAAGGCCUUAAAGAAAGAUGUGGUCUUGAUGGACGAUGAUGUUGAGUGCACGAUGGUAGAGAAGAGAGUUCUUUCCUUGGCCUGGGAGCAUCCGUUUCUGACGCACAUGUUUUGUACGUUCCAGACCAAGGAAAACCUCUUUUUUGUGAUGGAGUACCUCAACGGAGGGGACUUAAUGUACCACAUCCAAAGCUGCCACAAGUUCGACCUUUCCAGAGCGACGUUUUAUGCUGCUGAAAUCAUUCUUGGUCUGCAGUUCCUUCAUUCCAAAGGAAUCGUCUACAGGGACCUGAAGCUAGAUAACAUCCUGUUAGACAAAGAUGGACAUAUCAAGAUUGCAGAUUUUGGAAUGUGCAAGGAGAACAUGUUAGGAGAUGCCAAGACGAAUACCUUCUGCGGGACACCCGACUAUAUCGCCCCAGAGAUCUUGCUGGGUCAGCGAUACAACCACUCUGUGGACUGGUGGUCCUUCGGGGUCCUCCUUUACGAGAUGCUGAUUGGCCAGUCGCCUUUCCACGGGCAGGACGAGGAGGAGCUCUUCCACUCCAUCCGCAUGGACAAUCCCUUUUACCCACGGUGGCUGGAGAAGGAGGCAAAGGACCUUCUGGUGAAGCUCUUUGUGCGAGAACCUGAGAAGAGGCUGGGCGUGAGGGGAGACAUCCGCCAGCACCCUUUGUUUCGAGAGAUCAACUGGGAGGAACUUGAACGGAAGGAGAUUGACCCACCGUUCCGGCCGAAAGUGAAAUCACCAUAUGACUGCAGCAAUUUCGACAAAGAAUUCUUAAAUGAAAAGCCUCGGCUAUCGUUCGCCGACAGAGCGCUGAUCAACAGCAUGGACCAGAACAUGUUCAGGAACUUUUCUUUCAUGAACCCCGGGAUGGAGCGGCUGAUAUCCUGAAUCUUGCCCCUCCAGAGACAGGAACGAAUUUGCCUUCUCCCUGGGGACUGGUUCAAGAGACACUGCUUGGGUUCCUUUUUCAACUUGGAAAAGGAAAGAAACACUCAACAAUAAAGGCUCAGACCCAUUCGCCCCCCAUGUGAUUUUAUCUGUAGCAGAAACCAAGUCCACUUCACUAAUGGCGAUGCCCUGUGUCUCGUCUCCUGACAUGUCUCACAGACGCUCCUGAAGUUAGGUCAUUACUAACUGUAGUUAUUUACUUGAAAGAUGGGUCUCCGCACUCGGAAAGGUUUCAAAACUUGAUACUGAAAUAAAUUAUGACUCUUCACCUGGGCUCCAACUGCUGAUCAAUGAAAUGCUUGUUGAAUCAGAGGCAAACGGAGUACAGACAUCUCAAGACUGAAACGGCCCCAUUGCCUGGUCUAGUAGCGGAUCUCACUCAGCCGUAGAUGAGUAAUCACUAACCCGUUUUAUUCUAUUCCUAUCUGUGGAUGUGUACACGGCUGGGGGACCAACCCUGGAUAGGUUUUUAUGGGAAUUCUUUACAAUAAACAUAGCUUGUAACUUGAGAUCUACAAAUCCAUUCAUCCCGAUUAACCAUGAAAUCCAUGGUCAAGAGGACAGUGGAAAGUGAGAGGGAAGGUUUGCUAGACACCUUCGCUGGUUAUCUUGUCAAGAUAGAAAUGAUAUUUAGAGUUCCUCAAAGAUAGUAUCAUUUCACCCUUGCCAGUGAAACCUUUCCAUCCGCCCAUUCUCAGCAGGCUCCAGUGUCGGUGGAGUCGUUCACUGCCAUCCUCACAUUAUAACAGGAAAAUAAACGACAUGCAUAAGUCUCCUGGGAAAAGAACCUCAACCCCUUCUCGUGCCAUGACUGGUGAUUUCAUGACUCAUAAGCCCCUCUGUAGGCAUCAUUCAAGAUCAAUGACCCGUGCAUGCUGUUUGCAGCAGUCAGUCGAGUUUAAUUAGAAUUCCAACCAUACAUUUUAAAAGUAUUUGUGCUGUGUGUAUAUUUUGAUAAAAUGUUGUGACUUAAUGACAAACAGGUGGAUGUGUAAAAAUGGAAU
Molecule: messenger RNA, 4000 nt
Organism: Chlorocebus sabaeus (green monkey)
Lineage: Eukaryota; Metazoa; Chordata; Mammalia; Primates; Cercopithecidae
Gene: PRKCQ
Product: protein kinase C theta
Biological process (GO): protein phosphorylation
Molecular function (GO): diacylglycerol-dependent serine/threonine kinase activity; ATP binding
Source: RefSeq, a predicted model, not a curated record